Aphanomyces astaci is the source of this 2166-nucleotide messenger RNA. RefSeq lists its product as hypothetical. The record is from RefSeq and is a predicted model, not a curated record. Gene Ontology annotation, biological process: transmembrane transport; monoatomic cation transport. The transcript has 7 exons. Gene Ontology annotation, molecular function: monoatomic cation transmembrane transporter activity. Gene Ontology annotation, cellular component: membrane. NCBI's taxonomy places the organism in Eukaryota, Oomycota, Saprolegniomycetes, Saprolegniales, Verrucalvaceae. Bases 1 to 2166 code for a protein of 721 amino acids.
AUGGACAUGGCUGGGAAUUGCACGUACCCGCUGGAGUUGGGGCCGCUGCAGAUCAACUACCUCGAGUUCCACUACUGCGUGAUGGCAGGCCAUCCGUGGAUCUCACUCGGUGUUCUGUGCAUGUGGCUCCUUCUCCUCUUCUAUCUCGUCGGCCACACCGCAGACACGUACUUCUCGCCGACCUUGUCGAUGCUCUGCACGCAGUUGGCCAUUCCGUUUGACGUGGCCGGAGUCACGUUGCUCGCGUUUGGCAACGGCGCGCCGGAUGUGUUUUCGUCGUUGGCCACGUCCACGUCCGGCACGAUGGCGACAGGGUUGAACGCGCUUCUCGGCGGCGUCAUGUUUGUCACGACCGUCGUCGUGGGCGCGUCCUUGCAUGCAUCUCCCACGUCUUGCGUCAAGAUCACACCGCGGCCGUUCUGUCGCGACGUGCUGGCGCUGCUACUGACCCUCCUCGUGCUGAUCAUCGACUUGCCGUCAUCCACGACGUCGCGCACGAGCGCGUACGUGCUACUGGGGUGCUACGUCGUGUACGUUUCGAUCGUCAUCGUGCCUUCUUGGUGCUCUCAACGCAAAGCCAAAGCCAGCGCCGCCGCCGCCGCCAUGGCAGACGACGCCCAAGGGGUGCUGUUUGCAUUUUGGCACGCGCCGAAUCUGUUCCCGCUCCGUUCAAAGCAGCAUUCCCAUUCGUACGACUUUGUCACGCUCAGCGACCCCCACUCCCCGCCACUCAAAACGACCUUCGCUACACCUUGGACAGCACCACCACACCUAGGUGUACACCCCCCGCCAACUUAUGUGGACGACACCUACUUUCCCCCGCCACUACCCGUCAUAUCAUCAACCGAGCUCGCGCGUCCGCUGCUUUCUCCACAUCACCAGCACCUUACAUCCCCUUCAUCUUUCACCUCGACGACGCUGCUUUGCCGUGUCCGCUACGUCCUAUUCCAACUCGUUCGAGACGUUUCGAUCCCCAUGGUGCUGGUCACGACUUGGUCGAGACGUCAUGCGUUUCUAUCGCUGCUGGUGACCCCCCCCUUUAUCGCAUGGGUUUUAACUGGCGACGCCUUUACGCCGGACGUGGCCUGUCUCACGCUCGUCCUCUCGAUGCCCGUGGCCACCGCCGUGUAUGCGACAACGUACUCGACGACGCCGCCAACCGCCGCGUGGGUCCGGGGGCUGUUUUAUCUCUUGGGGUUUGCUUCAUGUGUGUGCUGGAUCUAUGGCCUCGCAUCGGAAGUCAUCGCGGUGCUCUCGGCGUUCGGAGAUAUCACGAAAUUGCCGCCCAGCGUACUCGGCUUGACGGUGCUGUCGUGGGGGAAUUCCGUGGGCGACCUGAGCACAAACGUUGCAAUCGCCCGGGGCGGGUGCGCCGAGAUGGCUCUGGCGGGGUGCUUUGGGGGCCCCGUGUUCAAUUUGCUCGUGGGGCUCGGCGUGCCCUUGGCCGUGUGGGGCGGGGGGGGCGGCGCCGCCGUCUUUGACGUCCACGGACUCGUGUCAGUGGCGGCGCUGGGGCUCAGCUUAAGUCUGACGCUGGCGGUGGCGGUGGUGACCGGAUUUCAGUGUCCCAAGUGGUAUGCGUCCGUGCUGUACGCCGUGUAUGCCACACUUAAGCUGAGCCCCAGCGCCGCCACUGACACGAGUCCGUGGACGUCAAAGACGGCGGCGCCGCCCCCCCCGCCCCACACGGCCAAGGGCACGCCGAGCCCCACGAGCAAAUUGAACACGGGGCCCCCAAAGCACCCCGCCAGAGCCAUCUCGGCGCACCCGCCCCGGGCGAUUGCAACGUUUGUGCUGUCGUGGGGGAAUUCCGUGGGCGACCUGAGCACAAACGUUGCAAUCGCCCGGGGCGGGUGCGCCGAGAUGGCUCUGGCGGGGUGCUUUGGGGGCCCCGUGUUCAAUUUGCUCGUGGGGCUCGGCGUGCCCUUGGCCGUGUGGGGCGGGGGGGGCGGCGCCGCCGUCUUUGACGUCCACGGACUCGUGUCAGUGGCGGCGCUGGGGCUCAGCUUAAGUCUGACGCUGGCGGUGGCGGUGGUGACCGGAUUUCAGUGUCCCAAGUGGUAUGCGUCCGUGCUGUACGCCGUGUAUGCCACGUACACGCUCUUGCACGGGGCUAUCUUAUUCGGGUGGGUGAAUCUCGCUAGUAUUACUACGGACGGAUACUAG